AUGCCCAUUCUUGUGGCUCCAGUUAGUGCUCUACGGCAUCAGAUGCCUCCUAGUUUCCCCUGGGGUAUGCCUUCUCACUUUGUGCCAGAAGGGUAUCCACCAGUUUUUGAAUUUCUCGUGGCUCAACCGAUUAUGUAUGUACCACCUCCUAUGAUUCCGCAUAAGUUCAAAGUUCCAGAUUUUGAGAAAUAUAAGGGUAACUCUUGUCCUUUAAGUCAUUUGCUGAUGUAUGCUCGCAAGAUGUCGACACAAACUGAUAAUUAUCAAACGUUGAUUCAUUACUUUCAAGAUAGUUUGAUUGGUGUUGCUUUGAAGUGGUACAUGGGACUUGAUAGCACCCAGAUCCAUACUUCAAACGAUCUAGGUGAAGAUUUUGUUAGUCAUUACAAAUAUAAUGUUGACAUGGCACCGGACCGAGAUCAACUUUGUGAUAUGUCCCAAAAGGAUAAGGAAAAUUUCAAAGAGUACACACAGAGAUGGCACGAGAUUUCCACGCAAGUCAAUCCUCCGCUAGAAGAGAAAGAAAUGACAAAGCUAUUUUUGAAGACGUUGGGUCCGUUUUACUAUGACCGAAUGGUUGCAGGCGCUCCCAAUGAUUUUACCGAGAUGGUAAACAUGGGAAUGAGACUAGAAGAAGGUGUUUGUGAGGGACGAUUGAAAGAAAGUGGUUCAUCUGAAACUUCUAUAAGGUAUGGGAAUGGUUUGCCCAAGAAGAAGAAACAUGAUGCUAAUGCUAUUUUGCAAGAGAAGCGUAGUAGAUCUCCGAGAAGCAAUCAACGUCAUCAACAUGUGGCAUAA
Lathyrus oleraceus (garden pea) is the source of this 798-nucleotide messenger RNA. RefSeq lists its product as uncharacterized. The record is from RefSeq and is a predicted model, not a curated record. The transcript is spliced from 2 exons. The coding region runs from base 1 to 798 and encodes 265 amino acids. NCBI's taxonomy places the organism in Eukaryota, Viridiplantae, Streptophyta, Magnoliopsida, Fabales, Fabaceae.